AUGAUUAAAGCUAUACUAGUUUUUAACAAUCAUGGAAAACCACGAUUGUCAAAGUUUUAUCAAUAUUUCAAUGAAGAUAUGCAACAGCAAAUAAUCAAAGAAACUUUCCAGUUGGUAUCCAAAAGAGACGAUAAUGUCUGCAACUUUCUUGAAGGUGGAAGUCUAAUUGGUGGCUCCGAUUACAAGCUAAUCUACAGGCACUAUGCAACGCUCUACUUUGUCUUCUGUGUUGAUUCUUCUGAGAGUGAGCUGGGUAUACUAGAUCUAAUACAGGUGUUUGUAGAAACCCUUGAUAAGUGUUUUGAGAAUGUCUGCGAAUUGGAUCUGAUUUUCCAUGCGGAUGCUGCACACCAAGUGCUAGAUGAGCUUGUGAUGGGUGGGAUGGUACUGCAGACAAAUAUGGCAGAUAUACUCUGCCGACUGCAGGAGCAGAACAAAAUGCAGAAAACUGAGGCAGGCAUCUCAGCAGCUCCCGCUCGUGCUGUCUCUGCGGUGAAAAGCAUGAACUUGCCACAGCAGUUGCGUGACAUGAAGCUGCCCGACCUCCCACAAGCGAUUAAGGACCUGAAGUUCUGA
Parnassius mnemosyne (clouded apollo) is the source of this 576-nucleotide messenger RNA. NCBI's taxonomy places the organism in Eukaryota, Metazoa, Arthropoda, Insecta, Lepidoptera, Papilionidae. The record is from the annotation of a GenBank genome assembly.